CCUGCACCGGCAGCCUCGUCUCCACCUAGACUCUCUGUACUCUGUACGGAGACUUGGUUGCUCGAUAUCACCCCAAGCCUCAUCUCUGCUCAGGAUGACUUGCUACAGUUUCUACAUCUUUGACCGUCAUAGUAAGUAUAUCUUUUCUGCUUCAUGCCUACACAUUUAAUGCUAAUCAAUCCCAGCGGAAUGCAUAUACUCUAAGCUGUGGGCUCGACAAGACCGUCCCCUCUCCGCUGGUAUCGACCCAAGCUCCAUCCCAGCAAGCAAUGGAGGAGCACAGUCUGAUCUUGGGCCGGCACGAGCACGACCAGCGCGACUGAGUGCUCAAGACGAUGCGAAGCUCAUUUUUGGAACCAUAUUCUCCCUGCGGAACAUGGUGAGGAAACUCGGAGGACCCGAUGAUAGGUACAUACAUACAUACGCACAUACAACAGGCAAUGGCCCCAGGAAAUGGGAAAAGAUGUUAAUACAGCGAAACAGCUUUAUAUCCUAUCGGACAGGCCAAUACAAACUCCACUACUACGAGACACCCACAAGCAUCAAGUUCGUCAUGCUCACCGACACCCAAACACUGAAUAUGCGGAAUGUGCUACAUCAAAUAUAUGUAAACCUAUACGUCGAGUUUGGUAGGUGUCUUGAUUCUCUCCAUCUGUGUAUACGCUAACGUGAGUGCUCGGUAGUUGUCAAGAAUCCCUUAUCUCCAGUGGAACACCCUGGGGGCGUAGGAGUUGCAAACGAGCUUUUUGAAUUAGCCCUUGACCAAUUUGUCAAAGGAGUUCUAUAAUCCAUUUUUAUCAAGGUCUGCUGGUGGAGUUAAUAGAUCAUGAUUGGUGGCCAAGCGUUUGGGCAUAGGAAGGCGUUGGUGGGAGGGCAUUGCUGGUGUUUGGGCAAAAAUAAAGCUUCAUAAAUCUUUGAUGAGAAACAAGCCUUCCUCUAGGCAAGAUUUUCGACCAUAUUUCUGCGUGGACUCCCUGAAUUAUUCCAUAGGAGGGACCUCGGAACUAAUGAACAGAU
This is a messenger RNA of Hymenoscyphus albidus, 1017 nucleotides long. Lineage: Eukaryota; Fungi; Ascomycota; Leotiomycetes; Helotiales; Helotiaceae. The record is from the annotation of a GenBank genome assembly.